UUAAUCCCUCGGGCCCGGGAGGGGCGAGCCAGGCCCGGAACCCCAGAAUCCGAGGGCACCGGGGUCCCUGACUGAGAAGUGCAGGGCUCCGCAUGCCAUCACGCUCGGACCGCGCCUCUGCCGCAGACAUGGAGAAACUCAGUGCGCUGCAGGAGCAGAAGGGCGAGCUGCGCAAGCGGCUGUCCUACACCACGCACAAGCUGGAGAAGCUGGAGACCGAGUUCGACUCCACACGCCACUACCUGGAGAUCGAGCUGCGGCGGGCGCAGGAGGAGCUGGAAAAGGUCACGGAGAAGCUGCGCAGGAUUCAGAGCAACUACCUGGCACUACAGCGGAUCAACCAGGAGCUGGAGGGCAAGCUGUACCGCAUGGGCCAGCACUACGAGGAAGAGAAGCGCGCACUGAGCCACGAGAUUGUCGCCCUCAACAGCCACCUCCUGGAGGCCAAGGUGACCAUUGACAAGCUGUCGGAGGACAACGAGCUCUAUAGGAAGGACUGCAAUCUAGCGGCCCAGCUGCUGCAGUGCAGCCAGACCUGCGGCAGGGUCCCUAAGGUGUCCGAGCUGCCCUCGGACUUCCAGGAGCGCGUGAACCUGCACAUGGAGAAGCUCGGCUGCAGCCUGCCCUCCCAGCUCUGCCACCCUGCCUACGCCGACAGCGUCCCCACCUGCGUCAUCGCCAAGGUGCUGGAGAAGCCUGACCCGGCCAGCCUGUCCUCACACCUGUCAGAUGCCUCGGCCCGUGACCUGGCCUUCCGUGACGGGAUAGAGAAGCAGGUCCCACGACCCCCAUACAAGGGGGACAUCUACUGCAGCGACACAGCCCUCUACUGCCCCGAAGAACGGCGGCGUGACCGGCGACCCAGCGUGGACACGCCGGUGACAGACGUGGGCUUCCUGCGGGCCCAGAAUUCCACAGACAGCGCUGCAGAGGAGGAGGAGGAGGCUGAGGCUGCGGCCUUCCCCGCUAGCUUCCGGCGCGAGGCCUUCCCUGGCUACGCGGGCUCACUGCCCACGUCCAGCUCCUACUCCAGCUUCAGUGCCACGUCGGAGGAGAAGGAGCACGCGCAGGCCAGCACGCUCACCGCCUCGCAGCAGGCCAUCUACCUGAACAGCCGCGACGAGCUCUUCAACCGCAAGCCUCCCGCUGCCACCUACGAGGGCAGCCCUCGCUUCGCCAAGGCCACGGCCGCAGUGGCAGCCCCUCUUGAGGCUGAGGUGGCCCCAGGGUUCGGGCGGACAGUGUCUCCGUACCCAGCUGAGUCCUUUCGCUUCCCAGCCACCCCGGGCCCCCAGCAGGCCCUGAUGCCCCCAAACCUGUGGAGCCUACGGGCCAAGCCAGGGUCCGCCCGGCUCCCUGGACAGGACACUCGGGGCCAGUGGCGGCCCCUGAGCGUGGAGGACAUUGGUGCCUACUCCUACGCGACCAGCACCGCAGGCCGAGCCUCGCCCUGCAGCUUCUCUGAACGCUUCUACGGUGGCAGCGGGGGCAGCCCAGGCCAGAAGGCCGAGGGCCGCGCCAGCCCCCUCUAUGCCACCUACAAGGCCGACAGCUUCUCGGAGGGUGAUGACCUCUCCCAGGGCCACUUGGCAGAGCCCUGCUUCCUGCGGGCUGGUGGCGACCUCAGCCUCAGCCCCAGCAGAUCGGCCGACCCGCUCCCGGGCUACGCACCCAGCGAGGGAGACAGGGACAGGCUGGGGGUGCAGCUGUGUGCAGCUGCCAGCAGCCCUGAGCCAGAGCACGGCUCCAGGGACUCCCUGGAGCCCAGCUCCAUGGAGGCUUCCCCGGAAAUGCACCCUGCCGCCCGCCUCAGCCCCCAGCAGGCCUUCCCUCGGACUGGCGGCUCUGGCCUGAGCCGCAAGGACAGCCUCACGAAAGCCCAGCUCUACGGAACCUUGCUCAACUGACCGCUGCCCGCAGGCCAUGGCUGGGGCCUCCACCCCCACUCUGGCCCCACCCAACGUGGUGGCUGAGAGGGGCAGCCCCUCCCCAGACACCCACAUUCCCCAGCCCCCCGCUGAGGGGGAAUCGGUCCAGACACCCCCUCUUCCACAACCCAGUAGAGUCUGAGGGGGACCCUGGCUCCCCAUCCCGUCUGUCCACCCCAGCCUCCCCACUGAGGAACUCCCACUUAGAGUGUUGUCACCACUGUCCCCCGCCCGAGGUGAGCAUUCCCCUUUUAUAAAGUGAAACUAUUUUUAUAGAGAAAAAGGGUCUUUCUUAACGCACUUGGCCUCCAGCAGCCUGGAUGGCAGCCUUGGCGUUUUCCACACAAAGCUCCUUUAUUUUUCCGGUGAGGGUGCGUGGGGCCUGCCCCCAAGAAGGGAAAGACCAAGCCCCACAUGCAAGGAGGCACCCCACAAGCCGGUGACAAGGGAACCCCACCGUUCAGUCCGCCGGGAGGGAAGUGGAACCAAUUAGGGAUAUGAACGUCUGAACGCUUUCUCCCAGUGUGGCCAGCACGACACCCGAGCUCCUUGUGGCCCAUCAGUCCCGAGUGGGGCCGGGACACUGUCCCAGUACGGCGGUGCUCCCUCCUCCCUAGCCGCCCCCCAAUGCCACCUUCUCUACCUCAGACGUAUGAGGCCCCCACCCUGCACUCCGAGCCGUGAUGCAUGCUUGUCCGUCCACGUCCUGUUUUGCAUUCAUCAAUAAAAGACAGU
Messenger RNA from Sciurus carolinensis (gray squirrel), 2663 nucleotides. RefSeq names its product brain enriched guanylate kinase associated (gene Begain). Lineage: Eukaryota; Metazoa; Chordata; Mammalia; Rodentia; Sciuridae. Gene Ontology annotation, cellular component: synapse. The record is from RefSeq and is a predicted model, not a curated record. The transcript has 7 exons. Bases 93 to 1907 code for a protein of 604 amino acids.